This is a messenger RNA of Effrenium voratum, 1365 nucleotides long. NCBI's taxonomy places the organism in Eukaryota, Dinophyceae, Suessiales, Symbiodiniaceae. The record is from the annotation of a GenBank genome assembly.
AUGGGUUCCAGCUCUGAAAGCUCGACGCGUCAGCGGUUUAUCAUUGGCUGGUGCGAUGGGAAUGAACCCGUGACCCGGGUCUUGGGCAUGAGCUGGCCUCCGCUCUGGGCGGAGAUGAUGCGCCAGGAGCCGCCCGAGUUUCGUCAGCUCUCUCGUCUGGGUGCCAAGCCCGGCAUGGAGCAGCAGGCCCGGGUUCGCCGUGGCACGUUCGCCGUGGGGUUGGCUUCGGUGGGACGUACCAAAGGUCAUGCUCUGGGCGAAAGCGUCACUGCGCUCGGCUUGAAGUUUUGGCUUACGUUCGACGGGCGAACGAACAUGACGGCGCUUCAGAUGGUGCGCUCGCGGAGAUGGGUCCUGGGAGCCUUGGCGCUGCUGGGCCUUGAAGCGCACUGCCGCGCGGUGCGCAGCGACGCCUUUGUGAAUUCUGGCUCGCUGGAGGGGGUGACGAUUUAUUUGUCGCAGCUGGCGCUCGCGCUAUGCCCCGGGCUGGCCGUGGCCGGGGGCGGCUUCGCGCUCUACAAGCGCCGGGAGUGUCGGCCCAAGCCCAUGUGGUACAUCACUGCGGCCAUCUUCGUGAUGCUGGCGCUCUGCCUGCCCUUGGUCUUACCUGAGGCCCCCAAGGCGCAGGCGCCCGCGGAGCCGCGGCACAGCGGGGAGCUGACUUUGCAGAGGGGCCAGAUCGUUCUCGUCUCAGACCCACGGGGCGGGCGGGAAAAGGAGGGCUGGCAGCAGGCCCUCUGGACCAGCAUGGCGGAGGCCCUCCAGAAGGGAGAGGAGCAGGUGGUCAUGGUGUUCACCCGGCCCGCCUGCCCCUGGUGCGAGAAGCUCCACCCGGUGCUCGAGGGGGCGAUCAAGCGGCGCCAGGAGGCCAUGGGCUCCGUGCCGGAAGACGCCCCCCCGCUGCUGAAAGCGCCCCUCCGGGUCUUCGUCUUCGACGCCUCGGAGUUCUCGCCCAUCAUGCGCCGCUUCGGGGUGGAAGGCUUCCCCACCCUCUUCUUCUUCGGGCCACCCGGAUCCAGGCCCACCACGGUGCCGGGGUAUUUGGGCGACGAGGACUUUGACAAGGUCUUGAUGGCGGCAGCCAGCGCGGAAGUGGAGCCUCCCCCCGAGGAACGCAGGAAGCGCAGAGGUCUCUUCAGGUAGACCGGUCCUUUUUGAGCGCUCAAACGUCCCAGCGUCCCUAACUGGCCGUUUCACUCGAGGUUUCUACGGGUGCAAAUUUCGCCACCGAGUUGAACUAUACGCGUUGGGUUUUGGGCGCUGACCGGUCCGUUGGAGAUCUUCUGCCACCAUUUUGGAAUCGUGGCAGGGCUUGAGCCGCAGCGGAAACCCGGGGUGCUUUAAGUCCAAAAGGAUCCGCUCGGU